Molecule: messenger RNA, 6350 nt
Organism: Fundulus heteroclitus (mummichog)
Lineage: Eukaryota; Metazoa; Chordata; Actinopteri; Cyprinodontiformes; Fundulidae
Product: period circadian protein homolog 2
Exons: 29
Coding region: 258-6215 (1985 amino acids)
Biological process (GO): negative regulation of transcription by RNA polymerase II; entrainment of circadian clock by photoperiod; circadian regulation of gene expression
Cellular component (GO): cytoplasm; nucleus; microtubule
Molecular function (GO): GTP binding; transcription corepressor binding; GTPase activity
Source: RefSeq, a predicted model, not a curated record
GAGCGCUGCCCUGUCAGUCAGUCAGAAGCCGCCUUCCCAUUGAGGAAUACUGUUUGCCUUAAUCGUUCGUAUUCUUUAUUCACCGGUCGUUUUGGCUUUUUCUUGCCCCUGCAAACGGACGGAGAGGCGAUUUUUAAAUCAACAGCGCAGAUUGCACCUGAGGCGCUGAGACAUCACCUCCGUUUCCAUCCCGAUGCCAUGGCCUCCAUGGCGUUGCCAUGUGGAAAGUGACCUGACCCUGCAUCCUCCGCCAGUUCAUGUCUGAGGACCGUGACCCGAAGCUCUACCGCCUCUCCGCUCUGGACGGCCGCGAGCGCGUCUGCUUCCGGGCCGAGGAAGAGCACGGCCCCCCGCGCGGCUCCAUGAGCCAGCUCCACCGCAUGGCCAGCGGUUACAGCGAGGGCCGCGGCGGGCAGGACGGCGGGGAACUGGAACCCGAGCUGGGACUGGCCUCCGAGGGCAGCGACAGCGGCCAUGAGCACCCGGCCUCGCUGUGCUCCCCGCACGACGACAGGAAGCGCCAGCGGGCGCCCCUACACGAGGACGUGGAGAUGGGCGGCUCGAGCGGGAGCGGGACGGAGUCCCACGGCAACGAGUCGCACGGCAACGAGUCCCACGGCAACGAGUCCGUGGGCAGUUCGAACGGCAACGGGAAGGAUUCGGCUCUUAUGGAGUCAUCGGGGAGCAACAAGAGCUCCAACUCCCACAGCCCUUCUCCCCCGAGCAGCUCCAACGCCUUCAGCCUGCUGAGCUCUGAGCAGGACAACCCUUCGACCAGUGGCUGCAGCAGCGAACAGUCGGCCAAAGCCAAGACUCAGAAGGAGCUCUUCAAGACCCUCAAGGAGCUCAAGAUGCACCUGCCCCCAGAAAAGAGGGGCAAGGGGAAAUCCAACACGGUCAACACGCUCAAGUACGCGCUGCGGUGUAUCAAGCAGGUGAAAGCCAACGAAGAAUACUACCAGAUGCUGAUGAUCAAUGACAGCCACCCUCCUGGCUUCGAUGUGUCAUCCUACACCAUUGAAGAGAUCAACACCAUCACCUCGGAGUACACCCUGAAAAACACCGACAUAUUUGCCGUGGCGGUGUCCCUCAUCACCGGGAAGAUCGUUUACAUCUCCGACCAGGCGGCCUCCAUACUGAACUGCAAGCAGGAGGUCUUCCACAACGCCAAGUUCGUGGAGUUCCUGACGCCGCAGGACGUGAGCGUGUUCUACAGCUUCACCACGCCGUACCGCCUGCCCUCGUGGAGCAUGUGCACCGGAGCAGAGUCGUCUCCCACGGAGUGCAUGCAGGAGAAAUCCUUCUUUUGCCGCAUCAGCGGCGGAAAGGAGCGGGAGGGCGAUCUCCAGUACUACCCUUUCCGGAUGACUCCCUACCUGAUGAAAGUCCAAGACGCUGAGCUGUCUGAAGAACAGUUCUGCUGCCUCCUGCUGGCGGAGAGGGUGCACUCCGGUUAUGAAGCCCCCAGGAUUCCUCCAGACAAGCGUAUUUUUACCACCACACACACCCCUAACUGUGUGUUCCAGGAUGUCGAUGAGAGGGCUGUGCCUCUGUUGGGGUACCUCCCUCAGGACCUGAUUGGGACCCCCAUUCUGCUCAAUCUGCACCCAAGUGACCGGCCGUUGAUGCUGGCUGUGCAUCGCAAAAUUCUGCAGUACGCCGGUCAACCCUUCGACCACUCCUCCAUCCGCUUCUGCGCGAGGAACGGCGAAUACAUCACCAUCGACACCAGCUGGUCCAGCUUCGUGAACCCCUGGAGCCGAAAGGUGUCUUUCGUCAUCGGGAGGCACAAAGUGCGCCAGGGCCCCGUCAACGAAGACGUCUUCGCUGCCCCGGCUUUCCACGGGGGGAAGAUGAUGGAUUCGGACAUCCAGGAAAUCAGCGAGCAGAUCCACAGGCUGUUGCUCCAACCGGUCCACAGCAUGGGCUCCAGUGGCUACGGCAGCUACGGCAGCAACGGCUCCCACGAGCAGCAGGUGAGCAUCAGCUCAUCCAGCGAGAGCAACGGCAACAUGCCCGCGGGGAGCACGGCGGAGGAGACGGGCAAGACCAAGCCGUCGAGGACCUUUCAGGAAAUCUGCAAGGGAGUGCACAUGCAGAAGAAUCAGGACUCUCAGGUCUGCGUGCGCGCCUCCUCCGUGUGGCAGCCCCGGGCGGAGCAAAGAAAGAGCACCGACAAUUCGCCCGCAGCUCAGAGGAGUUCAGGGGUCCGUGUACGGGACUCCGGCGCCCCUUCGCAGCUCAGAGACAACGCCGGCGUGGACGACUUCACCUACAAGGACCAGACAGUGUGCUCCUACCAGCAGAUCAGCUGCCUCGACAGCGUCAUCAGGUAUCUGGAGAGUUGUAACGUCCCCAUCACGGUGAAAAGGAAGUACCAGUUCUCGUCCAACACCACCUCGUCCAACUCCGACGACGACAAGAGGGGUUCGGAAGACGGCAUGCAAGUGCCUCAGGGGACCCACCCAGAUCCUUUGCUGCUCGACCCCCAGCCCAGCAUGUCGAACAUGAAGGCCCCUAAGAAGCCCCCAUCGGGGGCGGCGGGUGUGGUGGGGGGCACCCUGGCGCCGCUGCCUCUGCCCAGCAAGGCUGAAAGUGUCGUGUCCAUCACCUCCCAGUGCAGCUACAGCAGCACCAUUGUGCACGUGGGAGACAAGAAGCCUCAGCCGGAGUCUGAGAUCAUCGAAGACGUCGCCGAGAGCCCGGCGCCGCCCGCGCUGCCGGUCAGCAUGGUGCCGCCGCCCAGCCAGGAGAAGGAGGCCUACAAGAGGCUGGGGCUGACGAAGGAGGUGCUGGCGGCGCACACCCAGAAGGAGGAGCAGGCCUUCCUGAACCGCUGCAGGGAGCUCCGCAGCGCCCGGAGCCUCCAGAAGGAGUGCUCCUCCUGUCUGCACAACCAGAGGGGCCCGGCCACCGCCGAAGAUUCGCCCGGUCAGCAAGGAGCCGCCAGACAAGGCGCCACCAGGCCAGAGACGACCGCCAAGAAAGGCGGCCGCAACAGAAAGUCCAAGAAGCCACGGAUGAAGCACCCUGACUCGUCGGACAGCGCCGCGUCCAACCGUAAACCCCUGCCCCCUCUCCAGGGUCUCAACCAGACCUCCUGGUCCCCGUCCGAAGCGUCCCAGUCAGCUUUUAACGUCUCCUACCCCACCAUGGUGCCUGCGUAUCCGCUCUACCCCCCCACACCCGCCGCGCCAGCCCAGGGCUCUCGCCCGGACGCGUCCCUCUCCUCCAGCGCCCAAGCUCCCCCCACCAGCGCUCCGUUCCCCGCCCCCAUUGUUACGCCUGUGAUGGCUCUGGUGCUGCCAAAUUAUCUUUUCCCCCAAAUGGGACCUCUGAAUCAGAUGGCCCAGCUGGGGGCAGCCCCUAGACCGACGUUUUUCGCCGAGCCGACCCAGCCGCUACAGGCGUACCCCGCCCAGCAGGCCUUUCAGACGCCGCAGGCUGCGUACGCCAUGCAGGCUCAGCCCUCGUUCGCCCCUCAGCAGCCCUUCCCCGUGCAGACUGCCUUUUCCCCGCAGCAGCCUUUCCAAGCUCCACAGACCGCCUACAUUACCCAGCAGCCCUUCCCGGCUCCUCAGACCGCCUACGCCACCCAGCAGCCCUUCGCUGCCCAGCCGGCUUUCCCAGUGCAGACUCCGUUCAUGGCGCAAGCCCCUUACCCGCCGCAGCCUUUCCCCUACACCAUGGCCCCCGAGCACGGCAAGGCCGCCGCAGCAGAGCCCAGGGAGGGAGCGGCGUCGCGCUCCUCCACCCCUGGCUCGGGGGCCAGGGAGCCCACCACGUCCCCUCCGCUGUUCGAGUCGCGCUGCAGUUCACCCCUGCAGCUCAACCUGCUGAGCAUGGAGGAGGGGCAACGCUCGGUGGAGAGGCAGGACAGCACGGCGGCCCCCUCCGGAGGCCAGGGCGGUGCUGCAGCAGCGGUGCCGGGGGCAGCAGGGGACAAGAGCGGAGGGGCAGCUAAGGCUGAUAAUCACCAGCAGCUGGAACCCAGAGGCGACGGAGCUCACAGCGAUGGGAACUCCUCGUCCUGUGACCUGCUGGACAUCCUGCUGCAGGAGCAGGAGGACGCCCACUCCGGCACCGGAUCAGCCACCUCUGGCUCCAUGGGCUCAGGUUUGGGCUCAGCGUCAGGCUCGGGCUCCAAUGACUGUCGGACCUCGGCUAGCGGAGCAUCUGGCAGCAGAACAGGAAGCAGCAACACCAGCAAGUACUUCGGCAGCAUCGACUCUCUGGAGCACGACCCAAAGGGGAAAGGCAAGAUGAGAGGCGACGGAGGCUCCGACGGCACCAAGUCCCAGACCAACGUCUCGGUCCAGGGGGAAGGGGAGCAUUUCAUCAAAUACGUCCUGCAGGAGCCCCUCUGGCUGCUCAUGGCCAAUGCCGACGACAAGGUCAUGAUGACGUAUCAGAUGCCGUCCAGGGACAUUCAGAGGGUGCUGAGGGAGGACAAGGAGAGGCUGCGGCAGAUGCAGAAGAGCCAGCCUCACUUCACCUCGGAGCAGCGGAGAGAGCUGGUGGAGGAGCAUCCCUGGAUGAGGAGAGGAGGCCUCCCGGCGGCUAUCAAUGUCAAGGAGUGCGUGUACUGUGAGGACGCCGCAGCCACGGCCGGACCCAUUGAAGAGGAGCUCCCCGACAUGGACUUGGGAGAGCUGGGCGAGGACUUGGGGAGAGAGGGACAGAGGGGCCAGAGCCAAUCAGAGGAGCCUAAACCUUACGAAGUUACAUUGACCAAUCAGAGGCCGUUUCCGGUAUGCCUGAAAAUUGGUUCAUCCAAUCAGGUGUGCCGUUUAGCAAGAGUUAAAACCCUUAGAGAACACAACAGCAGGCUCUAUUUUGUUCGAGGAAUCGUUAGGAAAACUUUUAUUUCAACAGAAAUGAGGGAAAUUGUUCACCUUCAAGCUGGCCAAUGCGGCAAUCAGAUCGGAGCGAAGUUUUGGGAGGUGAUAAGCGACGAGCACGGCAUUGACCCAACCGGGACAUACCACGGUGACAGCGACCUGCAGCUGGAGCGCAUCAACGUGUAUUACAACGAGGCGUCAGGUGGAAAGUAUGUCCCUCGUGCUGUGCUGGUGGACUUGGAGCCAGGAACUAUGGACUCUGUGAGGUCUGGUCCCUUUGGACAGGUGUUUAGACCUGACAAUUUUGUUUUUGGCCAGAGUGGCGCUGGUAACAACUGGGCUAAAGGUCACUACACCGAAGGAGCUGAGCUGGUGGACUCUGUCCUGGAUGUAGUGAGAAAAGAGGCGGAGAGCUGCGACUGCCUGCAGGGCUUCCAGCUCACCCACUCCCUGGGAGGAGGCACGGGCUCCGGCAUGGGCACGCUCGUCAUCAGUAAGAUCAGAGAGGAGUACCCAGACCGCAUCAUGAACACCUUCAGCGUUGUGCCAUCACCUAAGGUGUCGGACACUGUGGUGGAGCCCUAUAACGCCACCCUAUCUGUCCACCAGCUGGUUGAGAACACGGAUGAGACCUUCUGCAUCGACAACGAGGCCCUCUACGACAUCUGCUUCCGUACGCUGAAGCUCACCACGCCCACCUACGGUGACCUGAACCACCUGGUCUCGGCCACCAUGAGCGGCGUCACCACCUGCCUGCGCUUCCCUGGCCAGCUGAACGCCGACCUCAGGAAGCUCGCAGUCAACAUGGUGCCGUUCCCCAGAAUGCACUUCUUCAUGCCCGGUUUUGCUCCCCUGACCAGCCGAGGCAGCCAGCAGUACAGAGCCCUGUCAGUUCCUGAACUCACCAUUCAGAUGUUCGAUGCCAAGAACAUGAUGGCGGCCUGCGAUCCCCGCCACGGCCGGUACCUCACAGUCGCCGCCAUCUUCCGAGGCCGCAUGUCCAUGAAGGAAGUGGACGAGCAAAUGCUGAACGUGCAGAACAAGAACAGCUGCUAUUUCGUGGAAUGGAUCCCAAACAACGUGAAGACGGCCGUAUGCGACAUCCCGCCGCGUGGACUCAAGAUGGCCGCCACUUUCAUUGGGAACAGCACGGCCAUUCAGGAGCUGUUCAAGCGCAUCUCUGAGCAGUUCACCGCCAUGUUCCGCCGCAAGGCUUUUCUCCACUGGUACACGGGGGAGGGGAUGGACGAGAUGGAGUUCACUGAGGCUGAGAGCAACAUGAAUGACCUGGUGUCAGAAUAUCAGCAGUACCAGGAGGCCACUGUGGAAGAAGAGGAGGAAGAGGAGGGAGAGUUUGAGGAAGACCUGGCCUGAGCAGCCAUUAUGUUCUUCCCCUCUUGGAAUGGUUUCCAUGAUGCAAUUUUUAGCUGCUGACAACUGGAUUUGAACCUAACAAUUUCAAAUCAGUGGAACUUAAAGGGUGAUGCAUAAAUAAAUUGAAUAGAAAGA